AUGAGUGGGAUGUGUCAUGAGUGGGAUGUCUUGAGUGGGAUGUACAUGAGUGGGAUGUACAUGAGUGGGAUGUACAUGAGUGGGAUAGUGGAACGAGUGUUACCGUCGUACGUCAGGCGCGUGUUAACGUACCAGGAAGAUGUCGUGCCAGUGUUACCGUCGUACGUCAGGCGCGUGUUAACGUACCAGGAAGAUGUCGUGCCAGUGUUACCGUCGUACGUCAGGCGCGUGUUAACGUACCAGGAAGAUGUCGUGCCUGUGUUACCAUCGUACGUCAGGCCCGUGUUAACGUACCAGGAAGAUGUCGUGCCAGUGUUACCGUCGUACGUCAGGCGCGUGUUAACGUACCAGGAAGAUGUCGUGCCAGUGUUACCGUCGUACGUCAGGCGCGUGUUAACGUACCAGGAAGAUGUCGUGCCAGUGUUACCGUCGUACGUCAGGCGCGUGUUAACGUACCAGGAAGAUGUCGUGCCAGUGUUACCGUCGUACGUCAGGCGCGUGUUAACAUACCAGGAAGAUGUCGUGCCAGUGUUACCGUCGUACGUCAGGCGCGUGUUAACGUACCAGGAAGAUGUGCCAGUGUUACCGUCGUACGUCAGGCGCGUGUUAACGUACCAGGAAGAUGUCAUGCCAGUGUUACCGUCGUACGUCAGGCGCGUGUUAACGUACCAGGAAGAUGUCGUGCCAGUGUUACCGUCGUACGUCAGGCGCGUGUUAACGUACCAGGAAGAUGUCAUGCCAGUGUUACCGUCGUACGUCAGGCGCGUGUUAACGUACCAGGAAGAUGUCGUGCCAGUGUUACCGUCGUACGUCAGGCCCGUGUUAACAUACCAGGAAGAUGUCGUGCCAGUGUUACCGUCGUACGUCAGGCCCGUGUUAACAUACCAGGAAGAUGUCGUGCCAGUGUUACCGUCGUACGUUAGGCGCGUGUUAACGUACCAGGAAGAUGUCGUGCCAUUGUUACCGUCGUACGUCAGGCGCGUGUUAACAUACCAGGAAGAUGUCGUGCCAGUGUUACCGUCGUACGUUAGGCGCGUGUUAACGUACCAGGAAGAUGUCGUGCCUGUGUUACCGUCGUACGUCAGGCGCGUGUUAACGUACCAGGAAGAUGUCGUGCCAGUGUUACCGUCGUACGUCAGGCCCGUGUUAACAUACCAGGAAGAUGUCGUGCCGAGCACAUGA
Procambarus clarkii (red swamp crayfish) is the source of this 1182-nucleotide messenger RNA. The record is from RefSeq and is a predicted model, not a curated record. Lineage: Eukaryota; Metazoa; Arthropoda; Malacostraca; Decapoda; Cambaridae.